Molecule: messenger RNA, 5685 nt
Organism: Papilio machaon (common yellow swallowtail)
Lineage: Eukaryota; Metazoa; Arthropoda; Insecta; Lepidoptera; Papilionidae
Gene: Usp32
Product: ubiquitin carboxyl-terminal hydrolase 32
Exons: 27
Coding region: 202-5238 (1678 amino acids)
Biological process (GO): protein deubiquitination
Cellular component (GO): Golgi apparatus
Molecular function (GO): cysteine-type deubiquitinase activity; calcium ion binding
Source: RefSeq, a predicted model, not a curated record
CUGACAUGACCGACACAACUUGAGAGUUGAGUUUUGAUAGAACAAGUGGCAAGUGCAGAAGCUCGCAAUGAAGUCGUAUAAAAAAUAAAAAUAUUCAAUAUGGCUACAGAUCAUACGACGUGAGCUGUCAGCUGUAGUAAUUAUUGUUUCUUUGUGUUAAUUACGCGUUAAAAAUGUUAUGAUUAUUACGAGUUAUCGAAUAUGGGUGCGAAAGAUUCAAAACCUAGUUUUAUAUCUUACGAAGAUGCGACGAAGAGAGUAAGCGAGAGUGAAUUACGACGUAUUCGUGAAGCGUUUAAGAGAUGUGCCGGUGCAAGUGGGACGGCCUUGAGCCUGGAAGCGUUCGUCCAUGAAGUGCUAUGUGACGGAGUACCUUACGAAGUGGCGGAAUGGUUGUACCAGGCUUGUGGUGGUACAAAGCGAGGGAUCAUAUUCAGAGACCUUCUGUGCGGUAUCGUCGUGUUAACGAAAGGAAAUCUCGAGGAGAAAAUCAAAUUCUUAUGGACCCUCUAUGUAAAUAAUCAAAGUGAGAAUGGCACAUACAUAUACAAGCGCGACUUUGCUCGUGCAUUACAACUAGAGAAUACAUCCCUGCCGGUGUCCGGAUCCCAUCGGUCUGCAGAUAUCCUCACCAGCUUAUUUGGACUGGGUGAACGAGUGACAUUCGAGCAGUUUCGAUCUUGGUUGCUUAUACAUAAAGAUGCUACUGUACUAUCGAAAUGGCUGCUCUCAGAUCGUGGUAGCAUUUCACAUGAUUUGGAAACACCAACAUUUUAUCAAAGUCUGGCUGGUGUUACACAUUUAGAAGAGAGGGACAUAAUAGAGCUAGAGAAAUGCUUCUGGUCACUGCGCAGCAAUGCUUCGAGCGGGCAAUUGGACGGGGCGGGGCUACGUGCCCUACUCGCCCCGCCCCUGCCCGCCGCCGCACUGCCCGGCGUGCUGCGCGCUCUUGAUGAAAACAGAGACGGACAUGUCGACUUUAAAGAACUCUGCUGUGGACUUAGCGCAGCUUGUAGAGGACCACGCACUGAGAGACUUAAAUUCUGUUUCAAAAUCUUUGAUCUCGAUCGGGAUGGUGUUUUAAACAAGAAGGAACUGAUCGACAUGGUGGGAAUAUUAUGUACAGUGGCAAAUGAGACGCUCAAGCAGCAGAACUCCAGAGCGUCCACACCAUCUGAUGAAUCUGAAGCAGACAAGAGCUUCGAUCCUGAAGUAGUACUCCUUAACCUGAGAGAUAAACUGGUGACGUUGCCUAAGAAUGGGAACAAACCGAUUUUUCAACUCGGACCUAAUGUUUCCGUUGAUGAAACGCAGAAAAUUGAAGAAGAAUUGGUGGAUAUAAAAGAGGAUUUGGAUUGCGAUGGUCUGAUCGCAUCAGACGCGGCGCUGACUGCUGAGGAAUUCCUGAUGUGGGCGGUGGAGCGAGCUGAGCGGUUGCUCACACCGCUGCUGGAGCUGCUCUUUGACGUCUGCCAUGUUGUACUCGGCCUUCGACCACAAUGCAGACACCACGAGAGGGACAUUGUGAUCCGCUGGCUUCGUCGUGAGACAGCUCGCGGGUACUCGGUUGGCCAGUUCUGGUAUCUGGUGGGCAGCGAGUGGUGGGCUGCGUGGGCGGCCUACACCGCGGCCGGAGACAACUGCUGCCGCAACGCACCUCGAGCUAUAGAUGACGCUAUCGUCUGCGAUGAGAGCUUCACUAGUAACUCUACAGAGUCAAUGGGGUCGCUGCUGUGGCGUGCGGAGACUUCGUCGCUGGGCAGUGGCAGUGCAGGCAGUAGCAGUGGUGUGAGCAGUGCGCCUGCACAUCGCGCGCCGCCACACCCCGGACCUAUCGACAACAGGCGUCUGCUGGCCAGAGAUGACCUUAAGGUGCGCACGCUGACUGGCGAGGGCGGGCACUUGCGGCGUGACGUCACACUCGCUCAGCACAGGGACUUUGAGUUGUUGCCCGACUCGCUGUGGCGGGCAAUGGCGCUGUGGUACGGCGGACCAGACCCCCUGCCCAGACAGGUGAUCAGACCACCUAAUUCCGAUGUGGAGAUGGAACUUUAUCCACUGCAGUUAAAGAUUCUGCGACAUGUACCAAGUACACCACGAAUGAGCGCGGGCGGGGUCGGUGCGGGUGUGGGCGGGGCGGGUGCGGGUGCGGCGCUGUACAGCAGCGUGCCCGCAGCGCCCGCGCCGCCUGACCGACAGCUCGCAUACACCGCCGCAUUCUCCCGCCUCGCCUCUGUCAAACAGGUGACGGAAUUCCUGUGCGAGGCGUUAGGUUUAGCCCGGGAGGAUGUGCGGCUGUGGUCUGUGGGGGGCGGGGCAGGUGGUGGUGGGGGCGGGGCGCUGCUGCUGGACGACGAGCGACCCUCACUGCACGAACUGCGUCUGCACGAGCGCGACCGCUCCCGUCUGCUGCUCGAGCUGAGGAAUCCAGAUCUCACCUGGCCCGAAGAGAUCGGUGCUCUUAGCGGAGGUCGCGGUGUGGAGCGUCGUGAGACGUUGUCUGCGCCGGACGUGGCGGGCGCUACCGGACUGCACAACCUCGGCAACACAUGCUUCAUGAAUGCUGCCUUACAGUCCGUGUGGAACACGGGCCCCCUGACGCGGUACUUCAACUCUGGCAUGCACCUGUACGAGGUGAACACAACCAACCCCCUCGGCACCAAGGGUGCCCUCGCACUGCGCUACGGCGAACUAUGUAAAGAGGUGUGGUCGUGCAGCGCGCGGUCAGUGGCGCCGCUGCGCGUGCGCUGGUGUGUAACACGUCACGCGCGCGGGCUGGCGGGAGGUGGGCAGCACGACGCGCAGGAGCUGCUGGCCUGGCUGCUGGACGCGCUGCACGAGGACCUCAACCGCGCAGCCCCGCCCCGACCACUGCCCCCACCACCCCCACCCUCGCCACCGCCCCACGAUACAGACACGCCCCCAUCCACCAGACCGGACCAGGAGUUGGCUGCAGAGGCGUGGGCACAGUUCAAGUCAUCCAAUGACUCUAUAAUGACGGACCUGUUCUACGGCCAGCUGAAGUCGAAGGUGCGCUGUGACGCUUGCGGACACGAGUCUGUGCGCUUUGACACAUUCAAUAUGCUCAGUCUGCCGCUGCCCAUGGAGUCCUUCGUCCGCUGUGAGGUCAGAGUAAUAUUAUUGGAUGGUUCAGUUCCCGUCAAAUACGGUCUGCGUGUGAACUCUGAAGGAACCUAUUUAGAUUUAAAGAAAAAACUAUCUGAACUUUGCGGAUUACCGCCUGAAUGCAUGUUGGUGGCGCUAGUGUCGGGGGCGACGAUAUCCCGGCUGCCAGAAGAUGGCGCCAAGUUGACAGCGAGCGGCGCCACUGAGCUCUUCGCGUACGAGAUUCCCGCGCCACAACACGACAUGCACGAGUGGAGCGGCGCAGGCGCGUGGUGCGAGGGGGCCGGGGGCGGGGCGUGCGGCGCGGGGGCGGCGGGGCCGGUGGGGGGAGCGGGCUCGCGUUCGAGAUCGGAAAUUCUUAUGUCCCAGAGUCCACCGAGCACAUUCCAAAGCAAGGGGGAGGAGCUAGAGGGCGUGCAGGGGGAGGGAGAUGGGCGGAGUCACACGCUGCCGAGGGGGGCGGGGGGGAGGCGCUCCCUCACACUGCCGCCCCCCACUCCGCCGCUCUCCAAAGUCAAGUUCGCCUCCUCCCCCUCCGAUAUGUACAAGAUGGAUGAGAUAGAUGGAUCACCUAUACAGUAUUUGGUUGCUGUACACAGGAAGCAGUGUCGUGCGGACGCAUUCUUCCUGUCAUGGCAGCGUGUGAGACCAGCACUGUUCGGAGUGCCGCUGGUGGUGGCGGUGCGCGCGGGCGAGCCGGGCCGCGACCUCUACGCCCGGGUCUGGGCACAGCUCGCCAGACUGCUCUCACCACGACCUCCACACGCCUCCAGGGACCUCUCAAACCAUGCUGCUGACUGCGAUGACAGCCUGGGCUACGAGUUUCCCUUCACACUGCGCUUAGUGUGCGGGUCUGGGGCGUGGUGCGCACUCUGCGCCUGGCCCGCACUCUGCCGCGGCUGCGCACUGCCCAGUGACCACAAGCCACUGCUGCGAGAUCCGCACAAUCACGAGCACGAACACACAGACACGUACACGGAUACGCACAUAUACGAGUCGCAGGUGUCAGUGGACAGUGGAUGUGGUCUGGCUGGCGGGUCGCCGGCAGCACGCGCCAAACUGCAGCGACAGACUAGCUCUAGACUUACUGCUGAUGUCACGGGAGAUGUCAGUAGUGGGGAGGUGUCAUAUUUAUCAAUGGGUGCGCUGCGAGCGGCGCGGCGGCGAGGUCUACUGCUGGCCAUUGACUGGGAGCCUACUGCAUUACAUCUCAGAUACCAGGCCACCAGGGAGAGGGCGUGGAUGGAGCAUACGUCAGUAGCGGAGUGUGGUGGUGCGACAGCGCGGCCAGUAGACCUGGCCAGCUGCCUGGCCGCCUUCACCUCUGAGGAGAGGCUGGAGCAGCGCUACCACUGUGACCACUGCCGCACUGCACAGCCCGCCACCAAGAAGUUGCAGAUCUGGCGCACACCGCCCAUACUGAUUAUUCAUCUCAAACGUUUCCAAUAUGUGAACAAUAAAUGGAUUAAAUCACAAAAAGUCGUCAACUUCCCAUUCGAAGACUUCGACCCUACUCCAUACCUCGCCUCCGUGCCUCAAGAGACCAUCCUCAGACAUCGGGAGCUGAAGAGUAUGAGGCGAAGAUCCUCAAUGUUUGUAGACAUCGAGGGUCCUAUAUCGGAGACGGAGAGCGAGAAUUCCGAUGAAGAUGAGAGCAGCAGAGAUGCUCAAAGUAAAACUAACAUUGAGAGGCGACGGGAGUCAUUGGAGAUGAAGGGAAGGGCGCGGCUGCAGUCCACCAGUCUGACUGCCACACCUGUCACCGAUGACAAUCUGGUGGAUUACCACCAGCACCAUCUCGAGAAGGACCAGGAACCCUUCGAUUUGAAGUACAAGUUAUACGCUGUUGUGUCGCAUACGGGACAACUUCACGGCGGACAUUACGUCGCGUACGCACACAACCCUUCAGGAGCCUGGCUGUGUUACAACGACAGCUCGUGUCGUGCUGUAGACGAGCGUGAAGUGCAACCUGCUUCAGCCUACCUGCUGUUCUACGAGCGUCACGGUCUAGAUUAUAGUCGAUAUCUGCCUGCGCGUGUGCACGGCCCCGCCCCCUCCCCCCCACAUGAUGCAGAUGACGCCGACAUGCGCAACAUGUGUGUACUCACAUGACCUAACACACGUUAAAGAAAUAUCUGCUUUAUUAUACUAGUACAUUAACAUAUGGCGCUUAAAAUCAGUGCGUCUAUGCCAGGCCAGCGCUACUGUCUUACUGUACUCGUAUAAUGAAACCGUAUGUCACCGUUAGCUGUGUGUGUGUGACGUCAUCAAUUCUAAUAAAGAUGGCGUCCAAAGUAUUUUAAUUUAUGAGGUAUGAGCUCACAGUAUGACGUCAGUAUACUAAUCCUGAAUCUGGUCAUGUUGAUAUAGUCUGUAUUGUUUGCCAAUUUGUACAAUCGCGAACAAUCUUUGGAUAUGUACAGUUAUUAUUGUUAUCUGAGAAGUUGUUGAAUCAAUAUUUUUUAACGUACAAUUGUGAAGAGUGUCUCAAAUGUGAUUUUCUUUGUGAUUGUAUACACAAUGAAUUGAUGGACAUUAUUUGUUAAUAAACAGAUUGCC